GUUUCCGGUGCGCCGGGCCAGCUCCGAACCUGUGCGCGGCCAGCACUCGCUCAAUGCUGCUUGCCGCGGCGACUGCACCGAGGCCGGCCUUCCGAAACCCCGCGCCGAGAGGCCGGCAGACCCGGCAGGCGGAGCGGGGCUUUGCGGCGGCACGGACGGAGGCGGCAAAAGGAGCGCUUCUUGCGCUUUGUGGGGCCUUCGCUUCACGGUGCCGGCAAGGCUGGCAGAAGCCGCGGAUCACGAGGAUCCGGCGUUUCAACGUCAACGCCACUGGCCUGCCCAGGAAGAUCCUCCUGCGCCCGCAGACGCGGAUCGCCCACGCGGAACGCCCGCUGGAGGUGGAGGGCCUGCAGCUUUGCUCGGGCAUGUCGGAGCUCGUGGACUGCUACGACGCCUUCACUUUGGAUCAAUACGGCGUGCUCAGCGACGGUCGCGAGGCGUUCGACGGUGCUGCGCACUGCAUCGCCCAAAUGAAGGCUGCAGGCAAGCCCUGCGUGAUCCUCUCCAACUAUGCUGGCCGCGCAGAGCGGCAAAUGGAGCGACUGCCGAGCAUGGGAUUGGAGCCCCAUGGCUUGGCGGUGGUCACUGCCGGUGAGCUGGCGCACAACUACCUGGCCAAGCAAGGAGCCAACGGCAAGCUGGGCUCGCGGGUGCUCUGGAUCGCAUGGUCCGAGCGAGAGCAGCGCGGCCUCGGGGAUUUCUUCGAGGACCUGCCAGGCUUCUCGCUGGCGUCUAGCGUGGACUCGGCGGACUUCAUCCUUGUGUCUGGCGUGGAGAGCCGCUUUGCGGGCACAGAGGCCGAAGAGGCCUGCGCCUACGAGGAGACCGGCGAGCAGCGGGUCUACCGGCCCCUCUUCCGCGCAGCCAUCCAGCGCAUGCUGCCGAUGGUUUGUGCCAACCCGGACUGCAGGGUGCUGCGCUCGGACGGCAGGCAGUCCUUCAUGGGGGGAGCCCUUGCGGAGUACUACGAGCGCCUCGGAGGGCAGGUGAUGUACUUCGGCAAGCCCCACAGCUCGGCCUUCGAGGAGGCCCGGCGCCUGCUGUGCCGCGCGGCGGCGCAGGACGAGGAGGAGGCGCUGGAGCUGGAGCUGGACGAGGGCUUCCGGAUCUGCCACGUGGGGGACUCGCUGCAAUACGACGUGCAGGGCGCCAUGUCGGUGGGUUUCGACGCGGCCUUCGUGGCGCAAACAGGCAUCCACAGCAGCGAUCUGCAGGGUGAAUGGGCGGACAUGAGCAAGGAUCGUAUCCGCGACCUGUGCAUCAGCCACAAGGUGCCGGUGCCGCAGGCGGCGCUGCCGCGCUUCGCUUGGUAACGCGG
Effrenium voratum is the source of this 1318-nucleotide messenger RNA. The record is from the annotation of a GenBank genome assembly. NCBI's taxonomy places the organism in Eukaryota, Dinophyceae, Suessiales, Symbiodiniaceae.